Molecule: messenger RNA, 757 nt
Organism: Caenorhabditis elegans
Lineage: Eukaryota; Metazoa; Nematoda; Chromadorea; Rhabditida; Rhabditidae
Product: Fe2OG dioxygenase domain-containing protein
Exons: 3
Coding region: 1-696 (231 amino acids)
Cellular component (GO): nucleus
Molecular function (GO): 2-oxoglutarate-dependent dioxygenase activity; iron ion binding
Source: RefSeq, marked reviewed
AUGUCCCGUGCUGAAAACUUCCCUGAAAACAUCAAAAAGUUCAUCGUCAAAAGCGCUCCAGCGACGAUGAUCUAUAUUCCGAAUUGGAUUGACGAGGAAGAGGAGAACCUCUACAAAUCAUGCAUCGAGAACGCACCACAACCAAAAUGGCGGGUUCUCGCAAAUCGGCGGCUCCAAAAUUACGGAGGAGUCGUGGGAAAAACGGCUCUCAUUCCAACUGAUGAUUUUCCAGUGGAACUGAAAUACUUGAUGACCAAAAUCAACGAUCUCGGGAUUUUCAAAAAUCCAGUCAACCACGUUCUGGUGAACGAGUAUGAAGCUGGUCAGGGAAUCAUGCCCCAUACAGAUGGUCCUGCUUUCCAUCGAAUCGUCACUACAGUAACCCUGGGAUCUCAUUGUCUUUUAGAUAUGUAUGAUCCUGUUGAUCAAGAGAUUGCAAAAAGCGAAGAGGAGAGAUAUGUCGGCUCGAUGCUCCUGGAGCCGAGAAGCUUGUUCAUCAUGACCGACGACGCGUACACUCGAAUGCUUCACGGAAUCGCAGAACGUGAAACGGAUCUCAUCGAACCGGGCAAGGUGUUCAAUUGUACCGAGGAACUGGCGAAUAAGCGAUUGGAUCGUGAUACUCGGAUCUCCAUAACCGUACGGAAUGUUGAGAAAGUAUCGAAGCUGGGAGUAUUCGAUUUAUUGAAGAAAUAAUUUUGCUUUUUUUUGUGGUAUUUUGUGAUAAUUCGGGUUAAUUUAUAAACUUGUUAUGUUU